UUGUUGAUGAAGUUCAAUUUUAGCCUCAUCUAGAAUCUAGAUUGGUUUGGGGCAUGCAAGAUCCAUUCACGUCAUUGACCAUCAACAAAAACUCUUGCACUUGCCGUAAAAACAAAACCCUUGGCUAGGCCCCACCUGGACCCCACUCGCUUCGAGCGCGCUCGCUCCAACUCUCUCCGUCGAAGCUGUUGGCUCGGGGAAUCCGGGCAUGGAGUUGGCACCUGAGCCACUCUGGGAGCAAGGCUCCUUGACGGGCAUGGCUGAUGUGACAGUGGAACGUGUGGUGAGUGAGAAGGUCGAGACCAAUAUGCCAGAUGCUCCAGUGGCGGGCCCUGCACUCACCAGCAGCGGUUUUAGCGCGCCCGUGCCAGAGCAUGCUGAGGUGGAGGACUUCUCCUCCGAGCCGCUGGCUGAGCGGCUGCACGCACGUGACUUGGCACGCCGUUGCAGUGCCUACGCGGAGCUACAGGCCAAGAUGGAUGCCGGAAACGCGGACACGGAGCUUUGGGCCCUUUGUGGUGCCUCUGUCGACAUGGCCUUGGCCGAAAGCCUCCCCAAGGGCCAGGACGCCGCCUUGAACGCUGUGGCCGCCUACUUGAAGCACUGCCCCGGUCUUGAAGCUAAGACCGUGCUCCCCUGGGUCAGGAAGUUGACGGAGCACAAGGCCAUCGACAAGCCCAAGAUGCAGCAGCUGGCGCCUUCGGUGGUCCUUCUGAUCGCCGAGAUUGCGGAGUGCCCCGCUGUGUUGCAAGAGCUCACGAAUUGCCUCAAUGAGCUGGACGAUUCCAAGAAGAAGUCCACUGGGUUCUUAAAGAAGCAGAUCGCCUUCAUCAUCAAACUCAUCAGCCAGUUGCUGGGAGACUUUGGCAUCAAGAAGAUGCCACCGAAGCUGGGUUAUUUGAGCUUCGUCUUGAAGUACGUCUCCGAUAGCGACCGGGGCAUCCGCGAGGCAUGCUACAGCGUAGCCAUUGAGAUGGCGGCGUGGCUCGGAGACAUUGGCGAUUUGAUUUCUCCCAUGGACGAGCCACAGAAAAAGGAGGUGGCCAAGAGAUUGGAAGCUGCAGGAGGUGAACAGAAGUCGAAGCCCAUCCGCUGCUAUCGAGGCGACGCGGCAGCCCAACAUGGCGAUGGUGCCAGAUCAAGCUCCAAACCUGCGGAGAAAGCAGAUGAUCUCUUCGAGAAGGUGGACCCCUUCAAGAAGCUCCCCAAAGGUUGGUGUAUUAGCGCUGUGCCUUCCAUGGAGAAGUGGAAAGAGAAGCUACAACAUUUGCAGGUACUCAGUGGCGUGUUGGAGGGUCCGGCGGAGAGGCACCUGUUGGCGCCUCACGAGGGCUAUGGCGCUCUGGUGCCCACGAUCCAGCGGAUGCUGAAGAG
Messenger RNA from Durusdinium trenchii, 1374 nucleotides. Lineage: Eukaryota; Dinophyceae; Suessiales; Symbiodiniaceae. The record is from the annotation of a GenBank genome assembly.